UAACACCUGGUAAAAAUAAAUAAAUAAAUAAAAAAGAAAAUCAUAGCGUUUGGUGUGCGCAUGCGCAGUUAAACCUAUGAGCUUUAACGACACAAGACUAGACGCAAGGGACACGUUAAACCGGAAAGUUACCCAACUUUCGUCCUUCGAGGCUCGGAGAUAGACCAUCCACAGGGCCAACUGAUCUUCGGUAGCGGAGUAGAGCAUGACAAUUGUUGUCAGAAUUCCAGCAUGUCCCCUCAAGUGCACCUCCAUCUUCUCCCGAGCACACGCUGCCUUUUCGACGAGCCCAUCCAUGCAAAGGUGGCCGGUCUGGGGUCCGGGCAGGUGGUCACCAUGAGGGCCCGAGCCACCGACGAGCGGGGGGUGGUCUUCCGCUCGGCGGCCAUCUAUCGGGCGGACGGCGGCGGGGAGCUGGACCUGUGCCGGGACGCCGCUCUGUGCGGCACCUACGAGGGGGUGGAGCCCAUGGGCCUGCUGUGGUCUAUGCGGGCAACUGUCCCUCACAAGUAUUUCCAUUGGAGUAAGGCGCUGAGUCCUCAUGUGGUCAGGUUCUCAGUGCACGACGGCGUGGACGUGGAGGAGGAGGAGCGGGGAGGCGCCCUAGCAGAGGCCACCAACGAGAGGGUCCUGAUGGGGGAGGGCGUCACGCGGGAGGUCGUCGACCUCGGGAAGUGUAGCACGGUGUUGUUCAUACCACCAGGUGAGGGUCCAUUCCCGGGCGUGCUGGAUUUGUCCACCUUUAUGUCCGAGAAGCGAGGUAGCCUGUUGUCCAACAAAGGCUUCGUGGUCCUGAGCGUUGCCGUCUUAUACGACAAACCAGCCAACAUCAAGCACUUGGAGCUGGACUACUUUGAGAAGGCUCUCCGCUUCCUACAGCAGCACCCCAAGGUGGGCAGUGACGGGUUGGGCGUGAUUGGGCGUUCCAAAGCGGGCGACAUUGCCCUGUCCUUGGCAUCCUUCCUGCCCGGCGUACGUGCGGUGGUCUGGAUCAACGCCUGCAGCGCCAACAUCGGAACCCCUCUGCACUACCGGGGCCGACAGAUUCUCUCCCCCUUGACCGCGAACCUGACCAAAAUCAUGCCCACCUCCGACGGCGCCAGCAUCUUCAAAUUUUGCACCAGUGACCCCGACGGUGAAGAGAACCGGACCAGCCGGAUCCCUGUGGAGAACGCCAGCGCCCACUUCCUCUUCCUGGCUGCCGAGGACGACCUCAACUACGACUGCCGGACCUACAUGGAGAGCAUGGUGGCACGACUCAGGCGGGCCGGGAAUGAGAACGUGGAGACCGUGUGUUACCCUCGGGCCGGUCACCUCUUGGAGCCACCCUAUGGGCCGCACUGCCACUCAAGUCUGCAUGGGUACCUGCGCGAACGCGUCAUAUGGGGCGGCGAACCCCGAGCUCACGUCCACGCUGAGGUGCUCGCUUGGAAGAAGGUGGAGGAGUUUUUGAGAAGCCGGCUGAGCUGCCCACACACCAACACUAAAGCCAAAUUAUAAACUGAAGGAUGCGAAAUACAUAGAAUUUUUUUCUUUGCAAGUUUUUAAAAGAAAAAUUGUGAUGUGCAAUACCAGUUUCUGGAAUCAACUUGUAUUUUAUGUUAUAACCUUUUUUUAAUAAUCUUUUUAUCAUCAAACAUUGCACAAUUACAAACUACAAACUAAAUGGACCUCAUUAGUUCGACUUCAUUCUCGUAAGAUUAUUUUUUUUUCUCUAAAGAAAAAAAAUACUUAAUUCUCACAAGAUUCCAACUUUUUUUCUCAAAAUUAAACAACUUUAUCCUUGCAUAAUUACAUACUGUAGUUAUUUUUGAAAGAAAAAAAAUCAAAUUAUAUUCUUGUAAAGUAACAAUUUUACUCUUGGAAAAAAUACAUUAUUCUCACAAGAUUUACAUUUCUCGGAAAAGUACAACUUUAUUUUAUAAAAAAAAUGUAAAACUUCACAACUUGAUCGAAAAUUACUUUAUUCUUGAAUUUUUUUUAUCUCUGACAAAUAGGACUAUUCUGGCCCCCUAAAAACAAUUAUUCUUGAAAAAAGGUGACUUAAAAAAAUCUACUUUUUUCUUAAAAAAAUAUUAUUCUCCUGUGAUUACACCUAUUUUUAUUAUGAAUAUUAUUUAUAUUAUUAUCCCUUUUUCAAGACUACUCUGGCGAUAUUGAUUGUUUUCCUUGGGGAAAAAAAAAUCUGAAUUUAUUCUGGUAAAUUUACAACUGGAAAAAAAAAAUCCUAUAUGUAAACAAUAUUUCAAUUUUCUUUUCAAUAAUGGUAUCAUAAGAUUUUUUGGGUGAAAAAUGUAAAUGCAUUUUUUGAUGCUUGAUGGAGUGUUCGAAUUAUUACCUGCAAUACUGUAGCAGUUUCAAUCUAGAUAAACUUGUAUUGGCUCUUUGUGCCUUCGGGGGUGCAAAUGAGCCAUUGUUGUAAAAGUAGAAGAAUCUGAUUGGGUGUGAUGAUGCAAACGAGCUGUGUUUCUAUCCAUAGAACUCUUGAAUUUUACUUUAUAACAAAUUAUGAUAAGCAUUGGAAUGAAUUUGAUGAGUUGUCAAUAGCCGAUCCAUUGCGUUUGUUUUGGUGCAGUUAUAUCUGUUUGUAAAUCAUAUUGUUGGCCUUGGAUGAUCAAAAUGGUAAAUUGGUGUUUUCUAAUAUUUUGUUCGUAGCUUGCAAACAAUGUUCUGGGAUUUAUGUGACUUGCUCAAUUCUCAAGAAUGAAUUUAAAAUGUGAUUACUGUUUUAUAUUGUUUUGAAGUUUAUUUUAAAAGAAAAAAAAUAAUUUCAUAGCAAUAAAGUGAAUAAAAUUUGUAAA
Molecule: messenger RNA, 2801 nt
Organism: Phyllopteryx taeniolatus (common seadragon)
Lineage: Eukaryota; Metazoa; Chordata; Actinopteri; Syngnathiformes; Syngnathidae
Product: acyl-coenzyme A thioesterase 2, mitochondrial-like
Exons: 6
Coding region: 232-1500 (422 amino acids)
Biological process (GO): acyl-CoA metabolic process; fatty acid metabolic process
Molecular function (GO): fatty acyl-CoA hydrolase activity
Source: RefSeq, a predicted model, not a curated record